AUGUCCGACGCCAUCCCGCCUGAGAUUGCCGACGCCAACAAAGGCCCUGGCAUCCUCGCCGUCAUCAUUCCCGUCUCCGUCUUCAGUACGCUCUUUACCGCCGCCCGCCUCUGGGUUCGAGGCAAGAUCCUGCGCCAGUUCCACGCCGACGACUGGCUUAUCGUGGUAUCUGUGAUAUGCUGCUGGAUCUCCGUGGCUUUGGCCGUCAAGGCCAUUGAUAACGGCAAUGGCCGUCACAUUGUCACCCUCAGCCAAGAAGAGCAAGAGGGUGUUGUCUUCUGGACCCUAGUCGGGUUUCCCUUGGGUAUCCUAUCCUUCGGUAUCCCAAAGCUCGCUGUCGUUGCCGUCCUUACGCGCAUCAUGAGUCCCGGACGGACGCAUACCAUUGUCCUCUGGACUAUGGCCGGCGUCUGCAACGUCCUUUUGGCCCUCAACGCCGUCUUCUUGCUGGGGAGGUGUGUUCCCGCAGAGUCCCAGUGGAACUUUGACAUCAAGGGAAAGUGCUGGGAUCCCCAAAUCCUGGUUCGGUACGCCAUCGCAACUGGAGUCUUCUCCGCUGCUGUUGACCUCUAUCUCGCGGUGUACCCGGGUCUGAUCCUUCUCAACCUUGGCAUCAAGAAGGAACCAAGAAAGAUUGCCCCUGACCGUUUGCCCUUGGGGGCUUGGCUGCAUGUAAGUGGUAGACCUGGGACAAACUCGGGACAACCCCAGAACCAGCACUGGCAAAACGACACUAGGAUCAACUGGCGUAGCCAUCUUUCAAGUGCACGCGUCUACCGUGUUGGCUGCCAAAAGACUUUUCCUGUACGUCGUCCCAAGAGCCUCAUGCUGAAACACCCCAAUCUCAAAUCGGAAUACCAUCUAACUCUCAUCGCAGGGGAAACUGCCGAGAUCGUCGUCUUGAACAACGUGGAAGGUGGCACGCUCAUCAUCGCAUCAUGCAUCCCGGUCCUCCAGCCAUUACUACGAAUCAUUAUGAAGAGAGAACCGCUCGCCACGUCCGGCACGCCCGGACAGGAAGGUUACAACCGCGGCGCAUCCGCAGGGCGGCCGCCGAAAUACUCCGAUCCCAACUACAAGGGACCUGCCUUUAUGCUGUAUCCUGUCAAGUCGCAUACGAGGACAACACACGGGUCAGCAGACUUUCUAGUGGAACACGGUGUUCCCAUAGAGAAGAACUAA
Verticillium alfalfae VaMs.102 is the source of this 1182-nucleotide messenger RNA. RefSeq lists its product as hypothetical. The transcript is spliced from 4 exons. Lineage: Eukaryota; Fungi; Ascomycota; Sordariomycetes; Glomerellales; Plectosphaerellaceae. Bases 1 to 1182 code for a protein of 393 amino acids. The record is from RefSeq and is a predicted model, not a curated record.